Xylona heveae TC161 is the source of this 2856-nucleotide messenger RNA. RefSeq lists its product as hypothetical. NCBI's taxonomy places the organism in Eukaryota, Fungi, Ascomycota, Xylonomycetes, Xylonales, Xylonaceae. The record is from RefSeq and is a predicted model, not a curated record. Bases 489 to 2513 code for a protein of 674 amino acids. The transcript is spliced from 5 exons.
UUUGUUGAUUUCCAGUCAUCUAUCAAAGCCACAAGGUUCGAUCUCCAAUGAAGCACUGUACAGUUUCACAGCGAAUUGAUCUUUAACUUGUUCAUUGUUCAAGUGCAGAAUCCACGCGAAGAUGCUGUUUGUUCUGAGCGUUUCUUUUGUGCUAAACUGUUUGCAAAGUGUCUUUGCUCAAGAAAGUAAUGGCAGAAUACCACCUUCUCUUGUGUCUGUUAUUUCGUAGCAUUAUGAUGUAAACUCAGAAACUUCUGUUCACCUGCCUUCAUUUCACAGCCCUCAUUGUUUCUGUUUCACCUGUUCACUCGCCGCGGCAACCAUCUUGCAGACGUACACCAACUCCACCUUACCAGUCAUCACAUUGUAUCACUCACUUUUAGAGGUUCUUCUCGGUUCUCUGCCCAUCAAGUUGCUUCUUCCCUUAUCGGCAGGAAAACAAUCCAGCUUCAGACUUUAUGAAAGGAAUUCUGAAGCUAAUCUAAAGGAUGGAGACCCCUAACUAUUUCUCCCGACCCGACUUUCUGAAUAAUACAGAAGAGAGUAUCCCAAAUAACGCAUUCCGAAACCCAGGUAAUUUGAAGCAGACGCUGGCUGCAAAGCCUCAUAAACCGGGUUUCAAAUCUGAGCCUAGCAAUGAUGUAUCACUUGAUGCAAAUCAUGCACAGGCGGCUAGACUAUCCGGGCAGAUGAUGACGAGUUAUUUGCCAGCUGGGAACUCUGAAUAUGCCACGCCUUCUUAUCAGAGGCCUCUUCUCCGAGAGAAUGCCAAUAUGCGGGAAGGAACCAUUAACGAUGGCUAUCAAGGUCGAGGCCAAUCUCAGCAACGCUCCACCAGAGCCCGUACACGAAACACACAAUUGAAACCUUUGGCAAAAGAGACGAUUGUGAUUGACGUCGAUGCCGACGAGGAUGACGAUGAAGUGCAGAUUUUGAACGAGUCACCUAUCAAAGUUCCCCGGAAAUCCGAGAGGUCUCAGGUUCCUUCAAGACUCGCUCCUUCAAUCAAGCGCCCGAUCGAGCUAAAACAAGAAGAGACCGUUACAGAGACAAAAGUCCGACCUCUGUUAGCUUCAGUCAAAACUUCACCCCGCCGGCCGGAGGCUAGGCGCUCUCCAAAUGCUGCCAGUGAAGCCGUUAACCAGCGCCGGUCUCUUGACUCAGAUACUCUGUUGGGUUUAUACUCAAAACAAAGAGACUCUGAGAAGCAAGAGGCCGUUGCAAUACAGGAGAAGCUCAAAGCUGAGCUUUUGAGCACUCAACAGGAAUGUGGACAUUUCCAAUUUGAACUUGACAAGGCACGACGUGAAAAGGACGAGUACCGGAAUGAGGUGAACAAAUCUUCCACUAUCCUGAGCAACUAUCGAGAACGAAUCUCGCAGCUGGAGAAAUUUCUAAAAGGUCUAGCAAGCGAUCGCGAUUCUCUCCGCAACGAAGGUAAUGAUAUUCAGCGACUAUGUCUCGAGAUGGAGGGAGCAAAAGAGGAUUACGCUGGAGAUUUGCAAGCAAUUAAGCAGUCAGCUGGACUAUGGGAAACUUUCCGAGCUCGUGGAUGGGAGAUAUAUGUCCGAUCCUUGACCGAGGCCCGCUGUCAUAUUGACAAUCUCCAGCAACAAAUUAAUCUGCAGCAACAGCAGCUCGAGGACAGCGUUGGCCGUCUUGCAGAAGCGCGAGAUCAGAAUCUUGACCUAGAGAAGAGAAACAAGCAGAAUAUGGAUCUGUAUAAAGAUCUAGUCGGCAUGCUCGACAUGGGAAACAUCAACAUAUUGGCGAAGCUGGGCGAGAUAAGACAAGAAGUACAGGAGAAGGGACUGAAUGACUUUUAUGGAGAGAAGCUCGAGGAGUGUUUCAGCUUACUGCAACAUCUUGAUGACACAAAGGAAGAAAGUCGGAAGGCAAUCGAGCAGGUUAACGCAAGCGUCUCAUGCGUAUCCGGCGAUAUGAAAGACAAUUUCCAGACUUUACUUGAGCAUCAAACAGAUAUCCGACAGGAUCAACAAGAUCACGCGUCUCUCAUGAAAGAUGACAUCCAAAGCUUAAAAUACCAAAAGCAGACUGAGAGCAGACUGGUCCAGGAAACCACAGACCUUCGCGAGCAAAAGGCUAUUAUUGAAGAAAGACUAGCCGCAAAAGAGCGAGAGGUCGUAGACUUGCGUGAGCAUUUGAGCCAUGCCGAGUCACUUUUCGAGAAAAGAACCGGGAGGUUGAAUCAUGAUAUUAGCGUCCUAAAAUCCGAGAGCGAGGAAGCAGAGCGCAUCAAGGCCGAGCUUGACGAAGCACGACAAAAACAUGACUUACUGCAGGGCGAAGUUGCCAAGGCACAGGAAAUGCUAGAAUUCCGCAUUCAACAGGAAGAAAUAAAGAUUGAAGAGAUGCGCUCAUUAAAGCGGCUCUACCAGAUUUCUCAGGAUGAAUUGAACGAAGCACACUUGAAAAUUGAUAACCUCGAACGGGAGCGGGAUGGAGUAAGAUAUUCGAGGAGCUCGGUAUGGUCUAUCACACAGCUGACCUGAAUUAGCAUGAGACCAAGUUCAACGGACAUAAAAAGACAAUGGAAGAACACGCAAGAAUUUACAAAGAAAAGCUGGCUAUCGAGCACGAAAACAAAGUACAUGGACUGGAAUCUGCAAGGAACGAUCUUAAUAGGAGAAUAAGCCUUUUGGAGGAGGAGAUCAAAAAGGAAAAGUCUGUCAAUCAGGAUAAGGUUCGUUUUCAUGAUUUAGAGGCAAUGGAAAUUGAUGUUGCUGACGGAUUCGUAGAGCGGGAAAGUGGCUUCUUUGGAAGCAGAAAUGGGCAGUAAAAUCAAAGAGGUAAAGUCGAAAAUUUACCUGGACUGGAGAAUGAAUGCAACUAAAA